UGUAAUUUCAGUUUUACAGUGAUACAAUGAUACAGUGAUAUAAAGAUUCGGUUUUUCAUUUUUUCGUCUAUGAUUCAAAUCACAUGCAACAGAUAAAAUUUGAUCAUUCUUCUUUAAAAUCUUUCUCCUCAUUAUUCAUAACAUUUUUCAAAUAUCAAUUCGAAAAAAUACUAUUGAGAUGAUUACUAAACAAUCCACUAUUCUAGCUAAGUGCACCAAGAUGCCAGGACUCGACGAGACCAACAACGAGAGUUACAAAUACCUGAGGAGCGUGGGUAACGACUGGCAGUUCAACGUAGAGGAUCUCCACCCCAAGAUGGUCUCCCGACUCUACAAGAGGUUCGACACCUUCGAUCUGGACUGUGACGGCAAAAUGGAGAUCGACGAGAUCCUGUACUGGCCCGACAGAAUGAGGCAGCUGGUAAACGCUACUGACGAACAGGUCGAGAAGAUGAGGGCUGCUUGCUACACCUUCUUCACCAACAAAGGAGUGGAUCCAGUAAACGGACUUCUCAGGGAGAACUGGGUUGAGUCUAACAGAGUCUUUGCUGAGGCUGAAAGAGAAAGGGAACGACGUGGUGAAGCCUCCAUGAUUGGUCUCUUGUCCAACGCUUACUACGAUGUCCUGGAUGAUGAUGGUGAUGGUACCGUUGAUGUUGAUGAACUGAAAACCAUGAUGAAAGCAUUCGAUGUGCCCCAGGAGGCUGCUUACACCUUCUUCGAGAAGGCUGACACAGACAAGAGUGGAAAACUGGAGCGACCUGAGCUGGUGCAUCUGUUCAGAAAGUUCUGGAUGGAGCCCUACGAUCCUCAGUGGGACGGUGUCUACGCUUACAAAUACUGAACAGAUUCAUGGACCCAAUCGACUAAUCUAUUCUCCGAUAUUUACCCUCCAUAGCCUUUACAUUGAGCUUCUCGGCUUAACAGUCGGAUAUUCUUUGUAAUUUCAGUUUUACAGUGAUACAAUGAUACAGU
This is a messenger RNA of Bolinopsis microptera, 975 nucleotides long. RefSeq names its product calmodulin-4-like. Lineage: Eukaryota; Metazoa; Ctenophora; Tentaculata; Lobata; Bolinopsidae. The record is from RefSeq and is a predicted model, not a curated record. The transcript has a single exon. The coding region runs from base 179 to 844 and encodes 221 amino acids. Gene Ontology annotation, molecular function: calcium ion binding.